AUAUGGUGUUUAAAACAAUCAAGGCAAACCAAUCAGAUACCCUCCUCGAAAGGUUCCGUGGAGGAAGUCUUAAAGCAUCCGUGGAUGGUGUUGGGAUAAGCAUGAACACUAUGUGGAGUUCUUCGAGGAGUGUAGUCAUAGUUCCAGUGUUUGAGUGUGUGGUGGCUAUUUGUUUAACCGCAAACCUACAAAUGGGAGCCAAUGCAGGAAGAUAUGGAGCUCGGUCAUCAAAACUACCCAAUGGUUCUUAUCCAGAUCCCAAUAAACAGCAAGCUCACACAUUGCAUAACACAGUAAAAGGAGGCUGUGAUGAUGAGCCUGCAUAAGAUGGAAAAGAUCUGUAGCUCUAGACAGUGUUAAGAGAGUUCAGAUACCUAAACAAUAUAUAAGAAACUACUCUUCAACGGUUAUCAAAAGGUUAUCAGGGACAGAUUUUAGAAGGAACUCAACGAUAUCUGUCCGGUGAAGAAGAACGGAUUUGAUUCCGUGUGUGGCUCAUCAGAGAGGAACCGUAUGAAGUCGACUAUCGUCAUGCGUAUGAAUAACACAGAUGAAAAGGAGAUCUGAUAUCCGAAGGUGAUAUUAAUCUGUUCGUGUCUGAGCACAAGCAAAAAGCAUUGGAAAGAGGCUCCAGAUCUGCGAAAAAAUCAUCGUUAGCUCUUAAUAACAAUAAUCUGAGUGAGGGCUUUAAUUAGGACACAAGGAUUUGGUGGUGAUGGUAUUGGUGGCCUGAGAAUCUGCGGAACAAUAUUCCGACACUAAACCCAUUUCUCCAGUUUGGUCAGUAUUCGUCGUGGAAUCAGUUUGUUGAGUCUUGGUGAUUGCGUUGAGG
Messenger RNA from Thlaspi arvense, 832 nucleotides. Lineage: Eukaryota; Viridiplantae; Streptophyta; Magnoliopsida; Brassicales; Brassicaceae. The record is from the annotation of a GenBank genome assembly.